AUGACUGCAUGCUGUGGCGAUGUCUGUCAGGGCGGUACAGACGAACGCUUAGCACAGGUUGAUCUGGGUCGCAGGACGGUGAGCCGACGACUUCUUCACACAAUGCAACAGUUUUCACUCCGCGGAAAUCCUCUUUGGUUUCCGGUGAGACCAUUUCAACACUUCCUUUCAAUCGAAUUGACCUUCGCAAUGGAAAUUAUUAUCACACCAACUCAAUAG
Protopolystoma xenopodis is the source of this 219-nucleotide messenger RNA. NCBI's taxonomy places the organism in Eukaryota, Metazoa, Platyhelminthes, Monogenea, Polystomatidea, Polystomatidae. The record is from the annotation of a GenBank genome assembly.